Messenger RNA from Benincasa hispida (wax gourd), 2457 nucleotides. RefSeq names its product subtilisin-like protease SBT5.4. Gene Ontology annotation, biological process: proteolysis. NCBI's taxonomy places the organism in Eukaryota, Viridiplantae, Streptophyta, Magnoliopsida, Cucurbitales, Cucurbitaceae. Gene Ontology annotation, molecular function: serine-type endopeptidase activity. The record is from RefSeq and is a predicted model, not a curated record.
GAGAGAAAAGGCAAUGGAGGCUUUGAAUCUUUCUUCAUUGCUUCUUUCAUUCUUUCUUUUUUCUCUGUUUCAAACAUCCACCAUUGCAUUCAAGAAGUCUUAUAUUGUUUAUUUGGGAUCACAUUCACAUGGGUUGAAUCCUUCUGCAAUUGAUGCCCAACUUGCAACAGAAUCUCACUAUAAUUUACUUGGAUCCUUGUUAGGAAGCAAUGAAGCAGCUAAGGAAGCAAUUUUUUACUCAUACAAUAGACAUAUCAAUGGCUUUGCAGCUGUGCUAGAUCAAAAAGUUGCAAGCGAUCUCACAAAACAUCCUGAUGUGGUAUCAGUACAUGAAAACAAAGGGAAAAAACUGCACACAACACUUUCAUGGAACUUUCUUGGAGUUGAGAAUAAUGGUGCAAUUCCUUCAAACUCUAUUUGGAAUCUUGCAAGUUUUGGUGAAUCUACAAUCAUUGCCAACCUUGACACAGGUGUUUGGCCAGAAUCAAAGAGUUUCAAUGAUGAAGGAUAUGGACCUAUCCCAACAAGGUGGAAGGGAAGUUGUGAAGGUGGCUCCAAAUUUCAUUGCAACAGGAAGCUGAUCGGAGCAAGGUAUUUCAACAAAGGGUAUGCAGCCAUUGUGGGACCUCUAAACUCAAGCUAUGAAUCAGCAAGGGACCAUGAAGGGCAUGGAACACACACAUUAUCCACAGCUGGUGGUCAUUUUGUUGAAGGAGCUAAUAUAUUUGGGUAUGGUAAUGGCACUGCAAAAGGAGGGUCACCUAAAGCCCUUGUUGCUGCCUAUAAAGUUUGUUGGCCUCAAGUGUUCUUGUUUGGUGAAUGUUUUGAGGCAGACAUUCUAGCUGGCUUUGAAGCUGCCAUUAGUGAUGGAGUUGAUGUUCUGUCUGUUUCACUUGGUGGAGAUCCUAGUGAUUUUGCCCAAGAUUCAAUAUCUAUAGGAGCAUUUCAUGCUGUUCAAAAUGGUAUUACUGUUGUUUGUUCUGCUGGAAACUCUGGCCCAAUUCCUGGCUCUGUCUCUAAUGUUGCACCAUGGAUCAUAACUGUGGGAGCUAGCACAAUUGAUAGGCUUUUUACGAGUUAUGUCGCACUCGGAGAUAAGAAGCACAUUAAGGGUGCAAGCCUUUCUGAUAAAAUAUUGCCAGAACAGAAGUUCUAUCCAUUGAUCAGUUCUCUAGAUGCAAAAGCCAACAAUGUCUCUAACUACCACGCGCUAAUAUGUGAAGAAGGGUCUCUUGAUCCAAAAAAGGUAAAAGGGAAGAUUGUAGUUUGUCUUAGAGGGAUCAAUGCAAGAGUGGACAAAGGUUUUGUGGCUGCUGAAGCAGGUGCUGUUGGGAUGAUUCUUGCUAAUGACAAGGAAAAUGGAGAUGAACUUUUAGCUGAUGCACAUUUACUUCCUGCUUCCCAUAUAACCUAUUCUGAUGGUCAACUAGUCUACCAAUACAUCAACUCUACCAAAAUUCCAAUGGCUUACCUGACUCACGUGAGGACAGAGUUGGGAGUCAAACCAGCACCAGUUAUGGCUUCAUUCUCGUCAAGAGGGCCCAACACGAUCGAUCCAUCAAUACUCAAGCCAGAUAUAACAGCACCAGGUGUGAAUAUAUUAGCAGCAUACUCUGAAGAUGCAUCACCAUCAGGUUCAAGUUUUGAUAAACGUAGGGUGGCAUUUAACGUAGAAUCUGGGACUUCAAUGUCAUGUCCUCAUAUUUCUGGGAUUGUUGGACUUCUCAAAACACUUUAUCCUAAAUGGAGUCCUGCAGCUAUUAGAUCUGCUAUCAUGACCACAGCUGGAACAAAAGCCAAUGACUUGAAUCCAAUACUGAGCACAAAGCAAGAGAAAGCAAACGCAUUUGCAUAUGGUGCAGGCCAUGUUCGUCCAAACAAAGCAGCAAAUCCAGGCCUUGUUUAUGACCUUUCCACCAAAGAUUACUUGAACUACCUAUGUGCUUUAGGCUACAACAAAACACAAAUCAAACAAUUCUCCAAUGACACUUCUUUUGUUUGUUCAAAAUCAUUCAAAACAACAGAUUUGAACUACCCGUCGAUCUCGAUACCGGAUCUGAAAUCGGAGGCCGUCGUGAAGAUCAAAAGGAGAUUGAAGAAUGUGGGAAGUCCAGGCACGUAUGUCGUACAAGUCAACGCACCACCAGGGGUUUCGGUUUUUGUUGAGCCGACUAGUUUGAAGUUCACUGGAAUUGAUGAAGAGAAGAGUUUUAGAGUUGUGUUGAAGAGUAGUGUGCCUAAUGAUUUUCGUCAAAUGUAUGUGUUUGGGAGAAUUGAAUGGUCUGAUGGGAACCAUCGUGUUAAAAGUCCGAUUGUAGUGAGAGUAGGUGGUUGAUCUGGAUUGAGUUAGGUCGAAUUGGGUCAAAUUUAACUUGUGUUAGCACAUCCUUUAGGAAAUUCUUGUCUUGUUCACAGUGUAUUGUUAUGUUUAAUGAUAAUGGAUUUCUCUUUGCUUCA